Oppiella nova is the source of this 507-nucleotide messenger RNA. The record is from the annotation of a GenBank genome assembly. NCBI's taxonomy places the organism in Eukaryota, Metazoa, Arthropoda, Arachnida, Sarcoptiformes, Oppiidae.
AUGAGUGAUGCACUCGAUUUGAAUGAUCUGAAGCGCCGUAUGGACGGAGCUGUGCAGGCAUUGAAACAUGACCUCAAUGGUCUGCGCACCGGUCGCGCGUCACCGAGCCUGCUGGAACCGAUCACGGUGGAAGCAUACGGCUCGAAUAUGCCUUUGAACCAGGUCGCCAAUAUUACCGUUCCUGAAUCCCGGAUGCUUGCCGUAUCGGUAUGGGACAAGUCCAUGGUCGGCAAAGUCGAACGUGCGAUCCGUGAAUCGGGCCUCGGGCUCAAUCCGAUCACCGAUGGUAAUAACCUUCGCAUUCCGUUGCCGGAACUUAACGAACAGCGCCGCAAGGAACUCGUGAAGAUCGCUCACCAGUAUGUCGAACAGGCCAAGGUUGCUGCGCGCCAUGUGCGCCGAGACGGUAUGGACGAGCUGAAGAAACUCGAAAAAGAUGGCACGAUCAGUCAGGACGACAACCGCGUUCUUUCCGACAAGGUGCAAAAGCUGACGGAUGACACGAUC